Phytophthora nicotianae INRA-310 is the source of this 831-nucleotide messenger RNA. RefSeq lists its product as hypothetical. Lineage: Eukaryota; Oomycota; Peronosporomycetes; Peronosporales; Peronosporaceae. The record is from RefSeq and is a predicted model, not a curated record. Bases 33 to 758 code for a protein of 241 amino acids. The transcript has a single exon.
AUUGGCCGAAAACACUCGCACAAAAGCACCCAAUGCAGACACGCUCCAAGACAGCAAGCACCUCGGGUUCUCUGGUCGCGACGACCAGCAGCAGUGGCACGGCGGCGUUGGCCCCGACGACCAGCAGCAGAGGCUUGGCUGGUGCUGAUGUAGUACUUGGUUGUCGCGAGAUUACUGUCCAAGACAUUCGUAAUGCGUGCGUUUCGUCGAAGACGUACAGAGCAUACAAAGGAAGUUUGGCCUCAAUUUCAAAAUGGAUUCGGGCUUCGAAAGGCGAGAGCGGAUCGCACUACUUUACUGCUGAUGGAGAGAUUGAUGUUGGAGUGUUUACGGCGCGGGAUUUUGAGUCCUUCCUGUUGGAGAAGAGGAAGACGGUUAGUGUGGUGACUUUGAGUGGAUAUCGGAGUGCGAUAAAGAAUCUUUAUCGUCGUCGGGACGUCCCUCUACCUAUUGCGUACGAGAAGAGCAUGGCAACCUUCUUCUCAGGGCUGAAGCGCAUGGAAGCAACGCGCCUUCAGUCGGGAUCUCCGAAGGAGUCAGGCAAGGACCCACUGCCGUUCUGGAGAAACUUGAUGCAACGUAUUAGCGAGGCGGCCUUGCAGGGUGGGUGCCAAAUCACAGUCGACAUGUCAGAACAAGUAGUAGAAAAAGUGUUUAGAGUAGGUAUGCAGAACUUACCGCUUCUCGCUUCGACUCGAAAGCGCAGAGUAUCAGAGUUAUCUCUCGGAACAACACUACGGCAAGCUGCCCAAAAGUGAUCUCGCAGCGCUCCUGUCUAAUUGGAUGAAAUUAACAAUGUAUAAACCAAUAGAAAAUGCACCUACGUCGGAU